GGACUUUAUAAUCUUUUAAACAACCUGGUUCAAUAAAUCUAUGAAUUAAAUGUCAGGAUUUUGAUGAUAAUAGAAUAUUUAACCCAAUGCUGACAUAUCCAAUUGUAGAAGAGAACUUUGAACAACAGGCCACAAACAACAGAAUCUUUGAAAAGCUGGAAAAAUCAUCAAUGAACCUAAACCCAGUACAACAAGUUCCUGUCGCAACCAUCAGCACAGAAGAAAACAAGGAAAUGCCACCAGUAAGAUUCGGUAAAAGAGGGAGGGGCAAGAAUGUAGGCGACUUCUGUCUAGCAGAUAUCCCGAAGUACCAAGGCGAAUGGCCUCAGGUUGCUAGAGUGAUUAAAACCGACCCAAUAACAACAACAGUACAAUGGUACAAAGGUUCCAUGACAAAGACAUGGAAACCUUGCAACAAAAGAACAGGCAGAACAAUCGCAGCAUGGACGGAGAUGAUCCAAACAGAUUCAAUUUUUUAUUAUUUUAACCUUACGCCAAUGAACAAUUUGCCGAAAGAUGCUAAAGAUGCAGCAUACAAAUAUUCAGAGGAGUUUCUUUAAUAUACAUGUACAUGACAAUUGAAAUCAAAAAUUGCAAUAUUAAAAGACCACGUGCAGUAUGGCAAGUGAUUUUACGGUCAUAUCUUUCACCAUGAGUACUUAAUGGGCAUAAAUACAGUGGUUUUUAUUAAAGCAAUAUGUUUUCUUACAAGUGAAGUACCCA
This is a messenger RNA of Owenia fusiformis, 723 nucleotides long. The record is from the annotation of a GenBank genome assembly. NCBI's taxonomy places the organism in Eukaryota, Metazoa, Annelida, Polychaeta, Sabellida, Oweniidae.